This is a messenger RNA of Teleopsis dalmanni, 2948 nucleotides long. Its product is annotated as golgin subfamily A member 2-like. The coding region runs from base 138 to 2849 and encodes 903 amino acids. Gene Ontology annotation, cellular component: Golgi cis cisterna; Golgi cisterna membrane; Golgi apparatus. The record is from RefSeq and is a predicted model, not a curated record. Gene Ontology annotation, biological process: Golgi organization. NCBI's taxonomy places the organism in Eukaryota, Metazoa, Arthropoda, Insecta, Diptera, Diopsidae. The transcript is spliced from 5 exons.
AACAACAGGGAACGUCAAUUCCUAUGUUUAUUUUUUUAACAGCGAAAAUUUUCAUGUUCUUUUGUAUGGGUUGGUUGAUGAAGUAAAGGAUUAAAAUUGUAAUAAGGAUAGCUGAGAAAUAUUAAAAAGAUUUCAAUAUGCUUAAUGAAGAAGCGGAAAUAAAAGCGCAAAAAAUAGCAGCUGCUAAAAAAAAGUUAAGGGAAUAUCAAUUGAGAACUGCAGCAGAAGCGGCUAAAAAUGCAAGCGGCUCAAGUAGUAUAUCUGAGAAAUCGAACUCUGAAUUAAGUUUAAAUGGUCAAGUUAAUGCCGAGGACAAUAAUGCGACUCCACAAACAGAAGUUAACACAAACAAUGCAUUCGUCAACGCGUUACAACAAAGAUUCACACAGCCUAUUGAAGCUACUCCGAAUGCUGCCUCAUAUUUUAAUGCUGUACCUGUAAACGUUACAGACAGUUUUCCUGCUUAUACUGCAUCAGUAGCAUCAGAGCAACAGGCCAAUAAUCAAUAUAAUGUUAAUGCAAUACAAUUGUUAAUACAGGAAAAAUCUCAAUUGACUACAGAACUUAAUAAAUAUAAAACAGUUUGUCGAGAAAAGGAUUUAGAGCUAGAGGAAUUGGGAGUCCAAUUAAGCAACAUUUCAAAACGCCAAGAUGAGUUACAGAAACGUGUUAUGCAAGAACAUCAAACUGUUGAGAAAACAGAGCGUCAGAAUGCAGAGUUAAUGCACAAAUACUCACUUCUAAAUGCUGAUCAUGAAGAACAAGUAGCACAUUUGGACGAACUGAGACGUCAAUUGGCCGCAAUGCAAACUCAAAACACUGAAUUAACGCAACAGUUUAAAGAGAAAUGUAAUGAAAAUGAAAUGGCGCAAAUACGAAUAAGACAAUUGUCCGAUGAAGCUAACGUUAGUAAGGAUAACCGUGUUGAGACCCUAACUCAAACCCAAUUCAUGUACGAGCAACAAAUAAGAGACUUACAGGCGAUGGUGCAGCAACUCACACAGGACAAGGAACAAGCAAAUUUGCAAUAUCAAAAUUAUGUUCAACAUUUAAACACGGAAGUAACCAAAUUGAAUGAGAAGAACACUGAACUAGUAAAUGAACAUCAAAGACUACAGGAACGAGAGCGUCAACUUGUGGAACACAUCAGCGGUCUUGAGCGUGAUAUACAAAAAAAUAUCAGCCGUCAGCAAGAACAAUUACGAAUGAAACAGGAUCAAGAAAACGUUGAAAACUUACAAAGGGAAUCUAACGAUGAAAUUGAAAAAUUAAAGGAAACAAUAAGUGAUUUCGACAGUGAACGCCAUGAAUUUCAAUUAAAAAUAAAAUCACAGGAAGAUCGUUUGGACAUGCUUAAUAACCAAUUAAGUCAAAAAAAUAGUGAAAUCGAAAACCUAACGGAACAGUUUGAAAGAGUUUCUGUUGAACAGCCAGAUAAGGAGAAAUUACUUGCCACAAUGGAAUCCGAUAAAGUAGCUGCUUCAAGAGCUCUUUCACAAAAUAUCGAACUAAAGAAACAAUUGGAUGAAUUAGAAUUACGUUUUGUGCAAUUAACUAAUGAUAAAGCUGAAUUGAUGAAUAAACUCGAUUCUGAAGAAUAUGCAAAUCGUGAAAUGCGUUUAAAUUAUAACACGAUGGAGGAUCGUAUACAUACAAUGGACGAACGUUUUAAAUUUAAAGAUGACGAAAUGAUACGUUUAUCCCAUGAGAAUGUGGAAAUUAUUAGAAUAAAUGUAAUGUUGAAACACCAGUUAAAAAAAUUUUUACACACACCGACGGAGUCUACAAUGAACUCUAAUGAAAAUGUGCACAUGGAUGCAAUGCGAGAGUUAAACCAUGAACAUACAGAAGAAAAAGGACAUAAGCAUAAACAUGAUUGUUCACAUCAUGAGCAUGACCACUCGCACGAUCAUGACCAUUCACACGAUUAUGAUCAUAUGCACGAUCAUGAACACUCACACGAUCACGACUACUCACACGAUCAUGGCCUCACGCAUGAUAAUGAGCAUUCGGAAGAGCAUAAUCCCUCGCAUAUUCAUAGUCAUUCGCAUGAACACGAAUGUAGUGAAGAACAGACUUUUGAAAAAUUACAACGAUAUGCAAAUGUCGAUCACAAAACUUAUAAAUAUUCCGAAAGUGACUCAUGUCAAGAAGCACAAGAGGAUUAUAACGAUAACAAACGCUUCGAGCAGCAGAACAUCUAUACGUAUUCACGUAAAAAUAUUGAUGCAAAUAUGCCGCAUAUAGCCACAGCAGACGCAAUAGAAAAAUUACAACAGCGAUUUACACAACUAAUGUCACAAGUUGCCGAUCUUACGGAUGAAAAGCAACGUUUGGAGCAUUUAGUAUUACAACUGCAAGGUGAAACAGAAACAAUAGGAGAAUAUAUAACACUCUAUCAAACCCAACGGCGGAUUCUUAAACAGCGUGAAUAUGAAAAGGCGGCACAAAUGAAAUUGCUGCAGAUAGAGCGCGAACAAUUACGAGAAAAAAUAUCUGCCUUGAAUAAUUUAGUUAGCAGUUUAAAUGUUGAAUUACCAAAAACCUUAGUUUUGAAAAAUCAUUUGAAUACCUCAUUGGGAGAAAAUAUUACAGAUGAUUCUAACAUAAAUGAAUCAUCGCAACAUCCAGCGGUAGCUCCAGACCAAGUGAAGUUGCAAAAUGAUUUAUAUUUAAAUGUAAAUGCGUCUAACAACAAAAUAAAUUCACAGAAUUCGCAACAGAUUAUAUCGAAAAUUCAAGAUAUAAUACAAGAUAUAGAAGAAAAUACGAAGGAUGUUCCAAUGAUAGCCCCACAACCAACAGUGGAUCAUUUAAACUGUUGUUUGGGUAAAUUUGAAGUUGUUUAAAAAUACAUAACUGUUAUUCUUUAAGUGUAUAUAAAUAAGGCAAACACAAUAUAUUUAAAAAACCCCCAUCAAUUUAAAAUUGUUAAAUGCUUUGUUAAA